This is a messenger RNA of Helicoverpa armigera (cotton bollworm), 4145 nucleotides long. RefSeq names its product protein phosphatase 1 regulatory subunit 14B. Gene Ontology annotation, molecular function: protein serine/threonine phosphatase inhibitor activity. The record is from RefSeq and is a predicted model, not a curated record. Lineage: Eukaryota; Metazoa; Arthropoda; Insecta; Lepidoptera; Noctuidae. The coding region runs from base 1 to 459 and encodes 152 amino acids. Gene Ontology annotation, biological process: regulation of phosphorylation. Gene Ontology annotation, cellular component: cytoplasm. The transcript has 6 exons.
AUGGCCGUGCUGUCAAAGCAAGCUGUGGCCGCUGCUGGUGGUCGCUGGUCGCUGUGCGAGGUGUCGCGCGAUACGGCUGAUUUCAAGUCGGGGCUGCACGUGAACUUCAGCGACAAGGGCGAGGUGAAGGAGCGGCGCGAGAAGUUCCUCACGGCUAAAUACGGCAGCCACCAGAUGGCGCUGAUCCGCAAGCGACUCGCUGUCGAGAUGUGGCUGUACGACGAGCUGCAGAAGCUCUACGACACGCCGAAAGAUAGCGGCGGAGGGAGCGGAGGGGGCGGCGCGACGGGCGCGGCGAGCUCGCAGGAGGUGGAGGUGGACAUCGACGAGCUGCUGGACAUGGACAGCGACGAGCUCCGCCGCAGACACCUCACGAUUUUACUAGCGGAUGCCAAAAAACCACAAAAAGAUGUACACAAAUUCAUAAACGACUUGCUAGAAAAAGCGAAAACCCUGUAGGUUAUGGAAGCAAAUCUCAAGGAUCGAACGUGAGGAGCGGGUCUGCAGGUGAGCCCCGUCUUCCUUUAGGUAUAAUUAAAGAAUAGUAGGUACUAAUCAUUAUGUCCUUAGCUUAGAAUACGUGUUGUGAGUAGUGCAGGAGCGCGCCGCUCCGGGCAUACAUAUCACCGGCAUAUGUAUUACUGACGAACCAUUUCAUAAUGACGUAAACGACCAAAAUGUAGUUAGUUGUUGGUCUUAAGCAUAAGAUAUUCGGAUCAUUAUAUUUAUUGUCCGCGCGUAUGAGCACGUUUUUGGAAUCGCGCUUGCAACCAAAUGCGAAACUUGUACUAGCGUUGCUACGUUUAAAUAAAUAAGUUUGUUACAGUGUGAGCAUCUUUAAGGCGUUACCUAGACGAUCAAUUAAAUUAUUUCGCAAUAUUGCAAUAAAAAUAUUGUGCACUAAAAAUGUAGCUAAAAUCAUUGCGCAAUCUUCAAUAUUAACUUUAUGCGGUCAAUUGUUCUCUAUUUGGAAUAUUACGCAAUUAUAAUUGAUCGUAUAGGCUGAGCCGACCCAUCGUCUUUGAUCACAGAAAUCGUAAUAUUCAGAUUUGAUCAUUAACGGUUCGAGCAGCACGCCGAAAUAUGAACGUGUCUGUAAGCGCGUUAGAUAUUAAGAAAAAUGAAGGCUUAGCCCGUGAGUUUUCAAGAAACUACUCUGCCUGGUUGAAGCCUUUCAAAUCAAAACGUGUUAAGCUGCUUCCUCCAAUCUGUUCGAUUUAUUGAUAUUUUUCUCUAGAUUGUGGCUUGUCAUUCAAUUAAUUAAAUACCCAUUGGAAGUAUGAUGUCCCGAUACCUACUGGGCCCCACAGGGUUGUAGGUAAUUCUACAAUCCUAGAAAUAGGUGUAGGUCGAGACCGAUAAAGAGGUACAAGCGCCGCUCCGGUUGAUUUUGGCGACCGGACUUGCACAGCCUAGAACCUGGGCGCAGCCCUGUGAAUGGCUUUCUCUUUAAACAACAUAAUAUCACUACUUAGUCAUCAGAGUGAUGUUCUUGGAAAAUAUAUCAGUGAUUGAUUGUCGACCAAUAGACCUCUCCAAAUUAAAUAGGUAGGUAAAUACUCUUAUGGCUGGCUACCGUGCAAUAAGUGGUAUCUUGUUCAACUGAUUCUGGCUGGCUAGAAGGUCUUUUAUGUAUGUACUUGUCAAUAUUAGUGUAAGGCGCUCCCUAGACGGUCAACUGAAUUGCGCAGUAUUAGUUACGAUAUUGAAGAUUGCACAAUGUUUUUUGUCGUAAUGGUUACCACCAUUACUACCUUUUUAAUUAUUUUAAUAGCUGAUGCCUAGAUGGCGCUGAUCUUGGUACUUUACUGUAAGGAACGGAGCUUUACAUCAUAUCAACGUUACCUAUGUAAUUUUCAAGUCGUAGGUAUAACAAAAUUUCAACAAUUCAAAAUAGAAAAUGGCAAUAACAAACAAAAGGUGAAAGUAAGUCGCCCAGAUUCUUAUCCGAAUGUCCGAAAGGUUUUGAAAUCAAUUUGUGCAGAAAUCUAUUACUUUAUUAUUAUAUUUUAUAAAUGUUUGCAUGCCUAAUCAUAGAAUGUACUGGACUCAACACUUAACACCAUAUUUUUGUACGUACAUUCUUAGCAAAUAAAUCAUUUCAUUUUUUAAUUGCCCAGUAAAAUAGGUACAGCGUCAUCUAUAAUUUUCUUGAGAACUAUUUUAUUCUAUGUAGAAGAAAGAAAUGAAAACCUCCCAUUGCACAAUAUUUGUAUUGUAGGUAAUAUAAAAUAUUGCACAUUGCAUAUUGUAGGUCUAGGGGCCGCCUUAAUUAAAAUUUUAAUCUUAAUUAAAAAUAAACCAUACAUACAAAUAAAAACUAUCGAUAUGACCAUUUGUUAUAAAUGUAACAGCACAUAAUAUGUGUACUUUAAAUUGUGCCGAUGUUACGUAAGUAAGAAGGUACCCAGAUAUUAAGAUUAAGCCUGGAACAAGUGGUUAUGCUCAGUAUCCAGUCCCGGAAUAGCGUUUCAAAUUUCAAAAUGUAUGUUCAUUAUGUAAAUUAAGUAUAUAUGCCUUUACUAUCCCCUGCACUACAAUAUGUUAUUAUACAAUAUAUUUUUGUUAUUAUAUAGAUAUAAUCUAGACCUAAAUAAUCAGACAUGUGUGUGUAUUGAUACUGUACACGCACUACAUUGGUAUUGGACAUAGUGGGAUCCUGAAUCUAUGUGUAUGUUAUCAAUUUGCGUGGAAAUUUUACUGACUAACGGAUCCAAGGAAAUUUAUAAACUUGCAGUUCUUAUUAUUUUCCGGUGACAUGCAUAUUGCUGUAUUACAUGUGCCGUAGGAACCUGCUACUUGCUUAAACUCGGCACAUUGUUUUUAUUUGUAAGCAUACUCAGUGCCGUAUUAAGCUUGCGCGGGGCCCGGAGCACAUUCGACCAAUAGGUCCCCGUUUUGAGUAUGAACAGGGUUAUUAUUGAGAUUUCUCUGUCCGUCUUUCUUGGGUCGAAUAAACCGGCGGUCGGCAACCUUUUGAAAGGCAAGAAAUGCACGAGAAAAAUUUUGAAAAUACGCGAGCGAAGCGAGCGCAAUUUCUUCAUCAAUUUUACUGAUAAACGAUUUUUUAGGGUGCCGUACCCAAACAGAAAAAAUUCCUACAUAUCCAUUCAACCAAAUGAAUAAUUCAAUGUAGUUAAGUAAGCGAAAUUUUUAGUUAAGGAGGUCAAGGCCUGAAUAAUGAAAAAGAACAGAAAUGACCUAAGUGUAAGGUGCGAGCGAAGCUAAUUUUUUGUUAGAUGAAAACAUAGAGCAAGCAUUUAGUUAACUAACUAUACGUUUCCAGGUGUUUCGUUUGUCCGUGAAAACUACUCCCUUCCCGUAACCGAAUAAAAUAUAGCCCAGUAUGUUACCUGGCGAUAGGAUAGCAUGAAAACAGAGAAAAAAUCAUCAAAUUAGUCUAGAACUUGUACGUAGUGCACUGCAAAAAGUACAAACACACAACCUUUUCGUUUAUAUUUUCUGCAUAUUUAUGUAUCUACAAAACGUUCACGGGCCGCAAGACAUCGAUCGGCCGCGGGUUGCCGACCCCUGAGAUAAACGAUGGUGCGCGGGGCCCCCUAAUGUGCGGGGGCAUUUGCUACUUUUGCUACGCUACGCUACGUGGCUAAUCCGGCACUGAGUGUACUGCGUGUGGAAUGUAACGUAUGUGUAUUAACAAAAGCAAUCAUUUGCUAAUUGUAAAUAAAAAACGUAAUUAUAACUUAGCUGUCGAAAAAGCAAAGCGGCAUAUCUACGCCAUGUCUGUUCCGUAUCUGUGAGUGACAAUGUAAUUUAUAAUAGAAUAUACGAGUAGCAAAACUGUGAGAAGUGAGCUUAGAGGUUUGCGCACGUAUCGGCGUUGCUGCACCAGCAGCUACGCUCCGAGCUCGCGCUACUGCUCAACCAGUGGCCAGAACAAGUGUAGGUGUGUAGGUACACACUACUGUAUCCUUACACUAUAAGUGAGUAUUGUUUAUUUUUUAUACUCUGGAAGUAGUUUCCACAUUGGGCGCCUGUGACCUCGCCCAGACGGCUCGUGUUGGUGCGCAGCGCCGAUGCGUUACACAUCGUUGCACCAGUGGUGGUGCACUGGACCUAGUCUCGGUAGUGUUCGCGAUCGCCAGGUCGAAGCACUUUGUAAUAAAUAAUUUUAAUAAAAUAAA